This is a messenger RNA of Pipistrellus kuhlii (Kuhl's pipistrelle), 1597 nucleotides long. RefSeq names its product choline kinase beta (gene CHKB). Gene Ontology annotation, molecular function: choline kinase activity; ethanolamine kinase activity. Gene Ontology annotation, biological process: phosphatidylethanolamine biosynthetic process; CDP-choline pathway. NCBI's taxonomy places the organism in Eukaryota, Metazoa, Chordata, Mammalia, Chiroptera, Vespertilionidae. The coding region runs from base 199 to 1386 and encodes 395 amino acids. The record is from RefSeq and is a predicted model, not a curated record. Gene Ontology annotation, cellular component: cytoplasm. The transcript has 11 exons.
AGGACUUGGCUCCGAAAGGGCUCGGCUCCGGGUCACGGAGAGAGCCGAGUGGCAUCGCCAGGAGCCGAACGAAGCCGGAGAAGUCCGAGCGCGACCUGAGGGGCGCCGGCGGGCCGGAAGCAGAGCCGUGCGCAGCAGAGCCCGCCUAAGAGGCUGAGCGCGCCGGGCGUUGGGCCGGGCCGGGGCCGAGCCCUCGCCAUGGCGGCUGAGGGGAUUGCCGCGGCGGGAGGCGGGACUGUCCGCGGCCGCCUGGCCAAGGACAGCGUGCGGCAACCUAAGUGCCCGGAAGCGGUCCCGAACCAGCGGCGGGGCUCCGCGCAGUCGCGAGACACCGAGCGCCGAGCCCACCAGUGGUGCCGGGAGUACCUGGGCGGGGCCUGGCGCCGGGUGCGGCCGGAGGAGAUGCGAGUUGACCCCGUGAGCGGGGGCCUCAGCAACUUGCUCUUCCGCUGCUCGCUGCCGGACCACCUGCCCAGCGUCGGCGAGGAGCCGCGGGAGGUGCUGCUGCGGCUGUACGGGGCCAUCCUGCAGGGCGUGGACUCUUUGGUUCUUGAAAGUGUGAUGUUCGCCAUCCUUGCGGAGCGGUCUCUGGGGCCCCAACUCUACGGAGUCUUUCCAGAGGGUCGGCUGGAACAGUACAUCCCAAGCCUGCCACUGAAAACGCGAGACCUUCGAGAGCCCAUGCUGUCAGCAGCCAUUGCCACGAAGAUGGCCCGGUUCCAUGGCAUGGAGAUGCCCUUCACGAAGGAGCCCCACUGGCUGUUUGGGACCAUGGAGCGGUACUUAAAGCAGAUCCUGGACCUGCCCCCCAGUGGCCUCCCCCAGAUGAACCUGCUGGAGAUGUAUAGCCUGAAGGAUGAGAUGGGCAACCUCAGGAAGUUGCUCGACUCCACCCCAUCACCAGUAGUGUUCUGCCACAACGACAUCCAGGAAGGGAACAUCUUGCUGCUCUCAGAGCCAGAAAACGCCGACAGCAUCAUGUUGAUCGACUUUGAGUACAGCAGCUACAACUACCGGGGCUUUGACAUUGGGAACCAUUUUUGUGAGUGGGUUUAUGAUUAUACUCACGAGGAGUGGCCUUUCUACAAAGCACAGCCUGCAGACUACCCCACGCAGGGGCAGCAGCUCCAUUUCAUUCGCCAUUAUCUGGCAGAGGCAAAGAAAGGUGAGAUCGUCUCCCCAGAGGAGCAGAGGAAACUGGAAGAAGACUUGCUAGUAGAAGUUAAUCGGUAUGCUCUGGCGUCCCACUUCUUUUGGGGUCUCUGGUCCAUCCUCCAGGCAUCCAUGUCCACCAUAGAAUUCGGUUACUUGGAGUACGCACAGUCCCGGUUCCAGUUGUACUUCCAGCAGAAGGGGCAGCUGACCAGCCUCCAACUCCCAUCCUGACUCCACCCCACAGCUCCUCUGACGUUCCCAGAGCCUCCCCUGCAGGACCUUGGGGGGAGGGGCAAAGAGCAGGAGGCCCUGGGGACCCCUGAGCCUCCAGUGAGCCCGGCGAGGAGGGUGAUCUGAUCUCUGCCCCCAGUCUGAGCAGGUCCCCAGGGGCGGGAACCCCUGGGCUGUGUAUCUUGAAACAAUAAACGAGCUUCUUACUUCA